Lachancea mirantina is the source of this 1398-nucleotide messenger RNA. Lineage: Eukaryota; Fungi; Ascomycota; Saccharomycetes; Saccharomycetales; Saccharomycetaceae. The record is from the annotation of a GenBank genome assembly.
AUGGUUGACGAGCAGUCUCAUGCACAAUUGAAAGGAGCUGUGAUCACUAGCAAUAUCGAGGAUCAGCUUUCGUACAGCGAUGCCAACAAAACGGUUGGAGGAUACAUUGAAGAUGAGGCACCCGAAGCUGGUGAAGUAGGGCCUGAACGUGAGAAACUACCGCGGUUUUCGUCCACCAUCAAGGUGGUAGCAAGAACUGAUACUCAAGAAACCUUAAAAGAUGAUAAAGAAACGUCAGAAGCACAAUUGGAUGACCUUGACGACUUUUUUUACGGAGAUUAUCUUUUAGGUGGUAAGUCGGUUUCGCAAGAAAAAGGUGUUGUCGAGGACUCAGAAAUACCGCGUUUGGAUGUAAAGCAGGUUCGGCGUUUCAAGCGAGAGGAUAAGCCCAGAGAAUCCGAGACCGGCGAUGUAGCGACGAAUACGAGAACUACUCGUCGCCGUCGAGUUUCGCAUGCAUCCAGUAGCUCCCAGAGCUCCGAGAUAUCCCAAUUAAGUUCUCGAAGUAGCUCAGAGGAGCGUUCGGCUCCCUUACCACUCGAGAAGAGACCGAAAGUGAUAGCAGCACAAGUGCCAGACAGGACCGACACCAUCAUAAUUUCCGACGAGCUACAAACCACCCAAGAACGCCCUGCUAGGAGAUCUGUGGACCCCUCGGCUGGGACGAGAACACCGGAAGCUGAGGGCAUUGCUGCGUAUCCGAUAAAAUUUGUGUCUCAGCUCGAAGGAUCCCAAGGCAAAGCUGUCGAGAUCAAAGUUCAAGGUGGGCACUCGUUUUCAUCUAUAUUACCAACGGCUCUUUCUACACUUACCGAGGAGUAUCCGAUUCCACCUGAGCUCCAACAUAUUUACGCCGCAGACCGUGUGACUUUAUUUUAUGGGAAUGGCGUGAAGGUCUUAGGGUUCAUGAAAUGCAGUUCGUUCCGACAAGCCGAAAAUGAAGAGAACGAUAAUCAGGAUAUUGAGAUUUACAUGGUGUCAACUGACAAGGCAAGGGAAUAUGAGAGGAAUUAUGCUGUUUUGCGUCAACAAGAGUUAGAGAGCCUAAGUGCGACGCCUGAAGUUCUCGUAGAUUUUACAAAGCAAAGGGGACCGCUACGAAUAGAAGAAUCUGAUGUUGAAGGUUCUGACGAUAGCUUACAAAUUAUUGAACCAUCAGAAGACGAGGCGAGAGUAUUGAGGAUUGCAUUGAUGGGCCAAGACAACAAGAAGUUCUACGUCAAUGCACGUGAGAGAACCACGUUUGCCAAACUUGCCGAUUAUUACCGCUCUGCCAACAGGAUUCCGUCAUCAAAAAAUUUGACAUUAACUUUUGACAGCGAGAAAGUCGAUCUAAAUUGCUCUGUUGAUGACUUAGAUUUGGAGGACGACGAUAUACUCGAAGUAGUUGUUACCUAA